CUGUUCAACACCACAGAAAUUAAACCACACCAGAUGUAAACAGGAAACAAAGUUCGUUAGAUAACUGGCUUGCUUAUUCAUUGAUGGCAUUGAAUAGUCGAAUACCCCUUUUUUAACGUUUUAAGUGAUCAUUAAUGUUGUAAGAAGGCAUAGUUUACAAAUUGAGAGAUUAUAGUCUGCUUCUCACUACCCAUUGAUAAUGACAGCUUCACGUAGGCUUCUGAUUUAGCUUAGUAGCAAGCUAAAUGACCGUCUUUUGACUGUGAAUGGAAGCAGCAGGCUAGCAUAUUGCACCGAGUGGGUAGAGAUACUGUAACCACCGACUUGGACACUAGCCAGGCACCGUACACGUCUUCUUUUUGUGACGUUAGAUCAUUCAUUAAGGCGUUGGUGAUGGAUGAAGAUUUUUUGCUCGCUGUUCAGCUACAGGAACAAUUCGACUAUGAGGCUUCCACGUAUUCAUCGGAUGCCGUCGAUUAUAAUGUUGACCCGGUUAGUAAGAAAAGAAAAGUCGAUUCCAGUGGCGACGUACUUGCUCCAUGUUAUUCUUCCUUCGAGCCUGAAAGGCCCAUGUCAAUCGUUGACGAGUCAUGGGAGAUGCUUGAUCCCAGUCCUGAUGUUCGAGCCAUGUUCCUGCAAUUUAACGACAUGUUCUUUUGGGGGAAAUUAUGUGGCGUCGAAGUCAAGUGGAGCCCUCGAAUGACGCUAUGCGCUGGAGUGUGUUCUUACGAAGGACGAGGCGGGCUGUGCUCAAUUCGUCUCAGUGAACCUCUGCUGAAACUCCGACCACGUCGAGAUCUGGUGCAGACACUUCUACAUGAAAUGAUACACGCCUUGCUGUUUGUGACUCAAAACAACCGAGAUCGAGAUGGACACGGCCCAGAAUUCUGUAAGCACAUGGACAGAAUUAACAAAGUCACCGGGACAAAAAUUACGGUCUACCACACUUUUCAUGAUGAGGUGGACCAGUACCGUCAGCACUGGUGGCGAUGUAAUGGACCGUGUCAGACUCGGAAGCCCUUCUUUGGCUAUGUGAAGCGUGCCAUGAACCGGGCUCCCUCUGCCCGUGACCCCUGGUGGGCGGAUCACCAGCGCACAUGUGGGGGAACUUACGUCAAGAUCAAAGAGCCAGAUGAUUAUGGGAAGAAAGGCAAGAAAGGUGACGGCAAAGACACAAAGACCCUGAGCCAACCCAAAGACAAGAGCAAGCCCUCCGCCACCACAGGUACAUCUGGUUUGCAGGAUAUUAGGAAUGUCAUCCCAUUCAGUGGCAAAGGGUUCAUCCUUGGAGGAAGCUCUCAGUCGUCCGCCUCUCAAAAACCACCUGACAAUAGUCAGAGAAGACUCGAUUUCCCAGGUUCCCCUGAGCCACUGGGGUCCCCAUCAGGGCAAGUUACAGCCAAAGGCAUGAACUCCCCAGGACAGCCCGGAUACAGCAGCCCCCACAGGACCAGUAACAUGGGCACUAUGACUUCUACCUCAAGGGGUCCCCAGAGUGGCAUCCCAAGCCUACGUCCUCCAAGUAAAAAGUCAGUUGCUAACGUUAGGGCUUUUGUCAACAUUAACGGGUCUCCGGUGAGGAUUUCAAAGACUGCGGGCCAUUUGACGAAGCCAUUCGGGAGUACCACAGAUUCUACCGGCGCAACCCAGAGGUCUGUACGUGACCUCUUCAGCUCCAAAGUACUUGCGUCUCCUGAUGGGGCAAGAAUGGGUGCUAGCACGUCAAGUGCCUCCAAACCAGUGACUGGGCUCAAAGGACUAUCUCAUGAUGUCAAUAGGGAAAGAGCACUGGGGAAUGGCUUUAACUGGAAGGUCGGUGGACAACCAGGGAGAAGUGGAGAUGCUCAGGGCUCCGGUCAGUCAAACGGCCUUCAGUCAGGAAGCCCUGGAGGCUCAAAGACUGGCCUGCUAAACCCGCUCGGUUCCUAUCAGCCCAAACCCGCUGCAAAAUCAGGCACUGCUAUCACGGUUUCUAGAAAGAGGCCGUGGGACAGCGGUGGCACGGCCCACAUCUUCGACUUCUUCCAGCGGACGAUGAGCGAGUCAUCGUCGCCCAAGGGCAAGGCGGAGGGCGUCGCUGCCACUUCCUCCGCCCCUGUUGUGCAGCCCGCCCCUGUCAGCAGCGCCAGCCUUACAGUGAGCUGCCCUGUCUGCCAAGUCACUGUGCCUGAGUCGAAAAUCAAUGAGCAUUUAGACUCCUGCCUCACAUGAUGAAUAACGGGAAGAGGAGAGUUCUUAUCUGUGGCAUUUGCUAUAGGUCACAAUGUAUAUCUGUUUAAAGUGUUUUAAUUGCUAUUAACAAAUCUAUAUAUAGCUGUCAUUUAUCAAACAUGUUGAUUUUAGAUAUUACAAAUAAAGUAUUCAAGUAGAUUUUUCUAGGUAGUACAGCUUUUAAGGUUCUUCGAAGCAUUCAGGUGAGGUGCUUUUCAGUAUAGCACAGGUAAGUUUUUCAGUAUUCGGUUCCUUUAAGCAUUUCAUAGUUUGUCAUUUGUUUUUACGGAUUUAUCUGAAAUUUGUGCGAAUUGCUGGGGUGUUUGUCAAAAAUAUCAAGAUGGCUGAGAUACCUAACAAGUGCUGCUUAUUUGUAAAGUAGGUGAUUUACAAAGAUUUUAUUUAAACUGACGUCACACUGUUUUAUUAUGUACAAUAAUGAACGACCUGUGCCUUCCUGUACAUAAUUAUAUGCAAGCGUACAGUCUGUACAGACUUUAAAAGGGCAUAAAAUACUGAAGGUGUUAAAUCUUCACUCAGGUCAGAAGUGGAUAUCAGUAAACCUAGCAAAUACUUUUUGCUCUUGUAUGUGCACAUUUAUUUGAUGUGACUGUGACUUUGGUCUGUGAUACGACCUUUUUGUCAUCGUGCACAGGAGGCAGUUUGUAAAAUCCAUCUCUGUGCUUUCCCAGCUGUGGGAAAUGCUGGCCUUCAUACUAAACAGACGGGAUUGUAUUACGCGUAUGCUUGCUGUUCACCAUUGUGGCCUCUCCGAUGCCCACUGCACGCGUGCAGGUCAAACUUUACAAGGGCACUUUAUGCUUCACAAAUAUGAUCACUUGAACAGCUGCACUGGGUAUUGCUGCUGAGUAUUUGAACCAAUCUGCUCAGUGUAUGAGAAGCAGUAAACAAGAAUUAUCUCUUGGCAAUCAAGCAUACAAAAUGUGUGUUUUCCAAAAGAUGGGAAAUGCAUUCUGAUUUAAUCAAAGAUUACAAGUGGCAUGUUAAAUUGUUUUUUUUUAAAAUGUUUUCAUAGUAAGUUGUAUCUGACAUUUUACAACUCUGUUAUUUUAAAACAGUAUUUUACAACACACUUGAAAAGAAUUUUGCAACAUUUAUUUUUUUUGUUGUAUUUUUUUUAACAUUUUUUUUUUUACACCAGUUUGUUCCUUUUAAUGUUGAUGUAUAGAAGGUUUCAUGCUUGUAUUUACAUGUGAUGUUUAUUCAAAGAAUAUAUUAAAUAUGCACAUUUGUCUCUGUGUUGGUUUUAAUUUAGGGUUUAACGUAUAUUUGAGCAUAAAUUAUUGAAAAUUGUUAGUUAUUUCAAUGAAAGUCUGCCGAUUCAAGUUAUUUAAAACCGCACUCCUCUCAAAAUCGUGUUCAUCAUUAGUCUCACUUCAUGCUCAAAUGCUUUUGAAUGGAUUCUUAUUUGCCCUCUAGGUGCAAAGUACUGAUAACACCACACUGUUCUGUGCUCCUGAAAAAGUUUAAUGGGCAUAAAAACAGACAGGGGCAACAGCCCAGAAAUUCUUUUGGAAGAUAUGUACAUGAUACAUCUUGACAUUUUUUGUGGGCUUAAAUGCUCCAUCUCACUCUAUGGUUACAAGUAAGUUUUUGUUUAUUAUUAUUAUUAUUAUUAUUAUUAUUAUUAUUAUUAUUAUUAUUAUGUCUUUUUUACAAAAGUACACUGUAAUCCUUAAGUACACACAACAUGUGUUCAUUAACCCCAGACUUAAGAGUGAGGGAGUAAAAAAAGAGUCCAUAAUAAAGGACUUUGAAAGCUAGCUGGACUGUGAAAGGCUUCUGAUGACAUUAUGGGGGUUGGCGAGAGCAGUAAAGGCAGUCAUUUUCCAGAAUCAGUGUUCAGACUGUAACUGGUUUGGACUAGGAGUACUGGAGAAGCAAGCAAAAUAGUUUUGGAUUUGGAGGUUUGCCAGAAGGCAGGGAAGAACAGUAGCAAGGUUAGUACUUAUCACCAAUCCCUGUAUUCACAGGGUAGUGUCCUCGGGGGUAAACAGUUAAAUCAUCUGUGGGUGUGUAGCCUACUGUCUAAUGCCCUUUUACCUGUACCCA
Anguilla rostrata (American eel) is the source of this 4284-nucleotide messenger RNA. RefSeq names its product SprT-like N-terminal domain (gene sprtn). NCBI's taxonomy places the organism in Eukaryota, Metazoa, Chordata, Actinopteri, Anguilliformes, Anguillidae. Gene Ontology annotation, molecular function: polyubiquitin modification-dependent protein binding; metalloendopeptidase activity; single-stranded DNA binding. Gene Ontology annotation, biological process: DNA repair. Bases 394 to 2211 code for a protein of 605 amino acids. Gene Ontology annotation, cellular component: nucleus. The record is from RefSeq and is a predicted model, not a curated record. The transcript has 5 exons.